Messenger RNA from Zophobas morio, 3007 nucleotides. Its product is annotated as zinc finger FYVE domain-containing protein 1-like. The record is from RefSeq and is a predicted model, not a curated record. Gene Ontology annotation, biological process: lipid droplet formation. Lineage: Eukaryota; Metazoa; Arthropoda; Insecta; Coleoptera; Tenebrionidae. Gene Ontology annotation, cellular component: lipid droplet. Gene Ontology annotation, molecular function: phosphatidylinositol-3,4-bisphosphate binding; phosphatidylinositol-3,4,5-trisphosphate binding; phosphatidylinositol-3-phosphate binding. The coding region runs from base 256 to 2259 and encodes 667 amino acids. The transcript is spliced from 6 exons.
UCUGGAAUGAUUUCUCCCUCGCGAGUACAAAAAUAAAGUUCACAUUCAUUGUAAAAGAACUUGUGUCCUUGAGUUCAGUGCUACAAUACAUUCGUGCGUUGGUAUUGGUUAGUGCACUUUCUCUUGAAUUAAUCAACUGUCAAAAACUUCAAGUGUCAAGUCAUGUGUAAGUAGUUUAACAAAAAAUGUGUAUCAUGUCUAGGAAAACCCCAAUCUGUGACGCAAAUAAAUACAACACUACUUGGAUAUAACCGAAUGAAAAGAAUCCUGCCACCUCAAGUAGAGGGUAAUAGAAGUAAAAUGUCUUCCGCCUUUUUGCACUCGCUGUCUAACGUACCGGAUAAGUUAGUAUCCUUGAGUUUGUCGAUUUCACCGAACGACGAUCCAAAACUUGAAAGCGUCCGCCUGCUGGACGACCAAGAACAACUCUUAAUCAAGUCGGAAGAAGACUUUACAAAACUUCUAAAAAUAGACCCUAGUCACAAAAUUAAAGUUGUAUCCAUAUUUGGAAACACAGGAGAAGGUAAAUCCCACACUUUGAACCACACAUUUUUCGAAGGAAAAGAAAUAUUUAAAACGUCACAAUACCAAUAUUCCUGUACCAUUGGAGUGUGGGCAAAGUAUGACGCAACUCUCAAGACGAUAUGUAUAGACACUGAAGGCUUCUUAGGUAUAACAAAAAAAGAGCAUCAACGAACCCGGCUCUUAUUAAAGAUUCUUGCCAUUUCUGAUGUCAUCAUUUAUCGCACAAGGUCAGAGCGUUUACCACGUGACAUGUACACAUUUUUGGGGGGCGCUUCCAGAUCGUACAAAGAGCAUUUCAGCCCCGCUUUGCAGAAUUUUUUACAGAAAUAUGAAAUCGACAAGAACUUUCUGUCGUGGGGGCCGAGCGUUAUCGUUUUUCACGAAACUAGAUACACUUGUACUCUGAACAGUAUUGCUGACGUUAAAACGUCACCAGAAGAUCUUUUAAGAGAAAAUUUUUCUAAACUUGAUGAGAGUUUUGAUGGAUUCAGCUCUCUAAAGUAUAUUGGAGUGGCAAAUGGUGGCGGUAAAGAAUCGUUUGCGCAGUUGCGUGUUGCGGUGGAAAAAGAGUUGGAGUCUACCCAAGUGAGAUCACCAAGAAGCCCAAAGUAUGUGUACCACACACUCAAGGAGAUUAAUGAAAAAUUCCAAAGUCAAAUAAGCGAGGCCAAUCCACAGUUGUACCUUUCUGCUUUCUUCACGUGUCAAGACAAAUGCCUAUCGUGUGGAGCAGGUUGUAAUUUAUCCAUGGGUCACAAAGACGAUGACGAGCCUCAUUCCAGUACAAGUAAAUGUAAACUUCAACAUCAGUACCAAAACUUCGUUUACGUUUGCAAAAAAUGUUGUGAAAAUGGGACAAGGCAGAUAGUAGAACCGAGUUAUCAGGCGAAAAAUGAGCAAUUUUGGAGUAGUAUUAUCUCGACAGUGUGGUCAGGUUACAUUAUAGAAUGUCCCACAUGUGGAAAAAUCUACCAAAGUCGGGAGUAUUGGUACGGAAAUAAAGACCCGAAAGACGAAGCCGUUUUGGUUGAGAUUGUACACGUGUGGCCAGGGGAUAAACGCCAUUUUCAGCACAAGUCGCUCCUAGGGUCACAAAACUCGGCCCAAAAAGUGCUUGAUGGUGUCACUAGCAUUAGUAACGUUGUAGCCAGUGUUGGAUCGCAACCCACAAAGAUGAUCAGCGAUUGGGUGACAGAUCAAAUUGCGCCUAGCUAUUGGAUACCAAACAACGAAAUCCAAGUGUGCGCUAAAUGUAAAACCGGUUUCGAAUCCAACGCUACCAAACAUCAUUGUAGAGCUUGCGGACAAGGAUUUUGCGAAGCUUGUUCAUCAAAAACACAAGCAGUGCCUGCGAGAGGGUGGUAUGAAGACGUGAGAGUGUGUGAUGGUUGUUACAGAGAAGAACCUCCCAGUAUGAACCACGUGGCUGACGGCACCGAACUCAGAAGCAGAAGAAUUGGCGAAAGCGUAAUUAAUUCAAUAUCAGUCGUUAAAUCAAUUCUCGAUAAACCUAAAGAACUUAUUAAAGAAACAGCAAGGCCUGCGUAUUGGACGCCCGAUAAUGAAUGCAAAAAUUGUACAGGAUGUGAUAAACCAUUUGGCGCACUUUUAGGACUACACCAUUGUCGAGAUUGUGGUAAAGGGGUUUGUGAUAAAUGUUCCACUACACGAAAACCUGUGCCACUUAGGGGGUGGGAAACACCCGUAAGAGUUUGUGAUAAAUGUUCAAGUUAAAUGACUUGCUCAAGAAACAUUUGUUACAAGUCUGACAGAGACACACAUUCAGUAGCUUUCGAUAAAGCAUUUACAGUUAUAGGUUUGUACUUUUAAUAAACAUCGGUGUGAACGUCCUCGUGUGGUAUUUUUUAUUUUAUAGGGUUAUGGAGAUUAUUAUAUAAAUACUUAGAAUUAUGCUUUCAUGUUUUUUUAGUUUUUUAGUUUUGUUUUUAAAUUUUCGUUGUGCAAUGAACAUGGACGGAAAGAAAUAGACAAAGUUUACUUUGAAGUGAAUGACGUUUAUUACCAUGUUUACUUCAUUUAUCACUGGCUUGGUUUCAAUUUUUCGAUUUCAGUACUGUAUCCUAUAGAAUAAUUAACAAGUAAUGUGUGCUUCGUUUUAACAAAAAAUUCUGUUGAACUGUGUAUAGCAUAGUAUGUUUUGCAAGUUCUCAAGCAAUUGUACAGACUUGAAUCUUGCACUGAAAUGUACAUACAUCAUACUUUUUUAUUAAGUACUGGUUUUUUUUGAGUUAGCUUAGUAUUUUUAAAAUGUACAUUCCAAAUUUUCUUAUUAAGCACUGGGCAAAGGCGAAUAAUUCUGGUAUUAGUGCAUUUAUAAAUUUUAUGUAUUUUUCUUUGUAGGUGCUUAACCACAUCUGGUUAAGACUAAAUCUUCGUUUCAGUGAUAUUGGUUUUGAUUGAAUUGUGAUACAUGUAAAUAUGAUUUGGUUGUAUGUACAUAAUAAAACUGUUCACUAUUGAA